GGAGGAAGCCGCCAUUGACAGCAACGGGAGUAUCUUCUUCACUCUCAGCGAUAUCAGUAGUGAAAUAUGGCAUCUCUCGAAACGAGUCAAAGAAUAAGCAGGCAAGCUCCGCAACUAGUUACGGUAUUGAAGGAGAUGAAAGCAGGAUUGGAUACAGUGAGCUUAAAAGUACAAGCUUUAACUGCAAAGGUGAAAGCAGAUCACUUUCCAACAGCAGAUGGAAUAAGUUACCUUGAAACGAAGCAUCUGCUACUUCUGAAUUAUUGUCAAUCACUUGUCUAUUAUUUGCUCCGCAAGGCAAAAGGACUCUCAAUUGAAGGGCAUCCAGUAGUUCGGAGUCUGGUGGAGAUGAGAUUGUUUUUGGAGAAGAUUCGCCCCAUUGACAAGAAACUACAGUAUCAAAUUCAGAAGCUCACAAGAGAUAGCGACACAGCUUCUGAGAAGUCAGUUAUAAGUGAGAAGGGAACAGAUACUCAGAAGGAGGACCUAUUGAAGUAUCGUCCAAAACCUGAUAUGCUUGUUCACAAAACAAGUAACACUGCAGAGGAUGGUGCUAAUGUAUAUCGACCCCCCAAAUUUGCACCUACUUCUAUGGGCGAGGAGAAGAUGUCAAAGCAGGAGAGAAAUGAAUUGAGGAGGGAAAAAGAGAGAUUGCGAAAUGCUAAACAAAGCCCGUAUAUGAUAGAUUUGUUGAAUGAUCUUGAAGGAAGACCCGAAGAGGUAAGAGAAGUUGUUGGAUCUGAAAGUAGAGAACUUACAAACUACAUGGCUAAAAUGAAAGAACGUGCAAAAAGAGAAGAAGAGGCGUUUGAUCGUGCCCCACUUACAAAAUUGGAGAAAAGAAUGAAACAUCUGAAGAAGUCAAGAAAUGGGUUGCUUGGGCUGACAGAUAGUUUUUAUGAUGAGAUAAAAAAUUUGCCUUUAGGGGAACCUGUUUCUGAACAAUCAGAAAACUUUGAGAAUGGUGGCACUGGAAUCAAACAACAGAAGAAGCGUAAGAGGAGGAAUUGAUAUGACUGCUGGUGUGUGUACAGCAAUUGAGAGGCUUUAAGGUUGGAAUGGUUAGAGGUUCCUUGGUCUCAUGUAGCAUGUCUAACUUAUCUCAAAAAAACAUGUACAACUUUGUCAUGAUAUUAAUUUUUGGGGCUUUUAUCGCUCUAAAAUUUUGCACCGUAUUCAUUAUUGUUGUCAACAGUGAUGACUGAAGCCUAGAUGGAUCAUUGAAAGGGUAACCAGCUCUUUUUGGACUGUUUGAGCAUAUAUUUUCAGUGGCGAGCACCAAUUUUGGGCUUCAACUGUGGUGUAAGCUGUUAAUGAUGUGGAAAACUCAGUUUAGUGAUAGAUGUCAUGUCAUGAAUUUCUUUCUUUUACAGAAGUGAGACUUAGCUCCAUUACAAUGAGAUUCAAUAUCUUAGUUCUGUGCAUUA
Solanum tuberosum (potato) is the source of this 1427-nucleotide messenger RNA. RefSeq names its product neuroguidin-like. Lineage: Eukaryota; Viridiplantae; Streptophyta; Magnoliopsida; Solanales; Solanaceae. The record is from RefSeq and is a predicted model, not a curated record. Gene Ontology annotation, biological process: maturation of SSU-rRNA from tricistronic rRNA transcript (SSU-rRNA, 5.8S rRNA, LSU-rRNA). Gene Ontology annotation, cellular component: small-subunit processome; nucleolus.